Molecule: messenger RNA, 262 nt
Organism: Camelus dromedarius (Arabian camel)
Lineage: Eukaryota; Metazoa; Chordata; Mammalia; Artiodactyla; Camelidae
Product: small ribosomal subunit protein eS27-like
Exons: 2
Coding region: 1-252 (83 amino acids)
Biological process (GO): ribosomal small subunit assembly; translation
Cellular component (GO): cytosolic small ribosomal subunit; ribosome
Molecular function (GO): structural constituent of ribosome; RNA binding
Source: RefSeq, a predicted model, not a curated record
AUGCCUGCUCAUGAGAGCCAAGAUCCUAGCGAGUCUGAGCCUAGAUAUAAACUCAAAAUCAAGAGAAACAUGCUUUAUCUAAAGUCCUAUUUCAGGGAUAUGAAAUGCCCAGGAUGCUAUAAAAUCACCACCGUCUUUAGCCAUGCACAAACAGUAGCUUUGUGCAUUGGUUGCUCUACUGUCCUCUGCCAGUCUACAGGAGGAAAAGCAAGGCUUACAGAAGGAUGCUUCUUCAGACGGAAGCAGCACUAAAAUCUCCCUG